AUGUCAAAUUCCAUGACCAAAGAAAUUUCGAAUAAUGAUAAAAAAGAAUCGAAAGACAAAAAAAUGACGGAAGGGUUGCUCAAUUGGCUCGCCGCAAAAAAAUGGACUGGUAUUAAAAAGUUAUCAGAGGAAGAAUACAAGCAGAUCAAACAGGCUAGAGCCGAAGCUAAGGAAAUGCAAUUAGGAAAAAUAAAUGAAAGUGCUAAUGUUGUUGUUAAUGAUCUUGGUGGCUCGCGGGAUGGUAAUGGACGCUCCUCUACUGCUGCUGCUGAUAAAGUUGUAGAUGAAAUUGUUCACGCAGGUGGUAAGGCGGUUGCAAAUUAUGAUUCUGUAGAUAAUGGUGAUAGAAUUGUCGAAACUGCCGUUAAAGCAUUUGGCCGUGUGGACAUUGUAAUUAAUAAUGCUGGAAUUUUACGUGAUAAAUCAUUUUCAAGAAUGACAGAUCAAGAUUGGGAUCUAAUUCAAACUGUUCAUGUUCGUGGUUCAUACAAAGUUACCAAAGCUGCUUGGAAUCUCUUUCGAAAGCAAAAAUUUGGAAGAAUUAUCAAUACAGCUUCGGCCGCUGGUAUAUAUGGCAAUUUUGCUAAACUUGCAUUGGUCAGUUUUACCGAAACACUCGCUAAAGAAGGUGUUAAGGAUAACAUUCACGCUAAUGUAAUCGCUCCAAUUGCUGCAUCACGUAUGACUGAAACUAUAAUGCCGCCGGAUAUUUUGAAAUCCCUUAAACCGGAUUAUGUUGCUCCUCUUGUCCUAUAUUUAUGCCACGAAUCAACUAAAGAGACCGGCGCCUUAUUUAAAACUGAUGAUUCAUUUUUACCGGGCACUGUGAUCCCAAAAUGGCCAGAAAUUACUGAUUUUUCUCAACCACAAUACCCUACUUCUAUGGGUGAUACUGACAUUGUUAGUUUCAUCGAGCAAUCAAAAGCUUUACCAUCUAACCCUAGAGGAGAAGACCUCCGAUUUGACGGUAAAGUUGUCGUUGUUACUGGUGCCGGUGGUGGAUUAGGUAGAGCAUAUGCAGUUCUAUUUGGACGACUAGGUGCCUCCCUUGUUGUAAAUGAUUUGGGUGUUAGCACUCAUGGCGCGGGACAAUCAUCCAACGCUGCAGAUAAAGUUGUUGAAGAAAUACGUCACGCUGGUGGUAAGGCCGUGGCUAAUUACGAUUCUGUGGAAGACGGCGAUAAAAUAAUUGAGACUGCCAUAAAAGCUUUUGGACGCGUUGACAUUAUUAUUAAUAAUGCGGGUGUCUUGAGAGAUAAAUCUUUUGCUAGAAUGUCCGAUGACGAUUGGGAUUUAGUACAAAAGGUUCAUUUACGUGGUACUUAUAAAGUUACAAAAGCCGCUUGGCCUCACUUUACAAAACAAAAAUAUGGUCGUAAAAAUAACAUUCUUGUAAACACUAUUGCACCUACUGCUGGAACCCGUAUGACAGCUACUAUUUGGCCACCAGAAAUGGUUGAAGCUUUCAAACCGGAUUAUGUGGCACCUUUUGUCGCUUUUCUUUCACACGAGUCGUGUCCUUCAACUGGAAAUGUAUUUGAAGUUGGUGGUGGAUGGAUUGCCCAAGUUCGUUGGCAACGUUCAGGUGGUAUUGGCUUUCCUACUUCCAAACCUCUCUUGCCAGAAGAUAUUUCUAAAAAAUGGGAUGUAAUCACGAAUUUUAAUGAUGGUCGUGCCACACAUCCUAGAACUACACAAGAAGCUCUUCAGCAGUUCUUUGAAAAUUUUGCCAGUGCUCAAUCAUCUGAAACUUCUGAACCUACAAAAAAAUCUACAACUGGAAAAAUUGAUGUAGAAGCAGCUAAAAGACAGAAAUAUGAUUCGUCUGUUAGUGAAUAUCAAGAGCGAGACGUAAUUCUUUACGCGUUAGGUGUUGGCGCCACUCGAAAGGAUUUACAAUGGGUUUAUGAAAAUAGUGAAAAUUUUCAUGUUUUACCAACAUUUGGUGUUAUUCCAGCAGUUAAUCAAUUAGGUACUUUUCCGCUUACGUCAAUAUUGGGUGACUUCAAUUACAUGAUGCUAUUGCAUGGUGAACAAUAUCUUGAACUCAAGAAACCCAUUCCAACAUCUGGCAAAUUCAUUUCAACGCCGCGUCUCAUCGAUAUUCUUGAUAAAGGCAAAGGAGUAUCAGUUAUUCUUGGUGUAACUACCAAAGAUGAAAAAGGUGAUGUCAUAUUUGAAAAUGAAUCAACCUUAUUCAUACGUGGAAUUGGUGGCUUUGGUGGUAAAAAAACUGGUGCUGAUCGGGGUCUAGCCACUGCGCCAAAUACACCACCAAAACGUCCCCCGGAUACAGUUGUAAGAGAAAAAACUCUAGAAUCGCAAGCUGCCCUAUAUCGCCUAAACGGAGAUUAUAAUCCGUUGCAUAUCGAUCCUAGCAUGUCUGCGAUGGGUGGUUUUGAAGUACCAAUUCUUCAUGGAAUGUGUACUUAUAGUAUAUCCGGCAAGCAUGUGUUUACAAAAUAUUGCAACAGUGAUCCUAACAAUUUUAAGAGUAUAAAAG
Molecule: messenger RNA, 2503 nt
Organism: Racocetra fulgida
Lineage: Eukaryota; Fungi; Glomeromycota; Glomeromycetes; Diversisporales; Gigasporaceae
Source: the annotation of a GenBank genome assembly